This is a messenger RNA of Hevea brasiliensis (rubber tree), 1898 nucleotides long. Its product is annotated as L-ascorbate oxidase homolog. Gene Ontology annotation, molecular function: oxidoreductase activity; copper ion binding. NCBI's taxonomy places the organism in Eukaryota, Viridiplantae, Streptophyta, Magnoliopsida, Malpighiales, Euphorbiaceae. The record is from RefSeq and is a predicted model, not a curated record. The coding region runs from base 120 to 1754 and encodes 544 amino acids. The transcript has 7 exons.
UGGUCACCACUUCCAUUAUAUUUUCAAGUGUCCCUUCCUCUUCUAUUUCUAUUCAUUUUUUUCCUGCAUCGUAUCUCCAAUUCUUGUAAACUUGUGGAAGCUAGCUCUUCAUCUUCGCGAUGAGUGCUCUAAUAAAUUGGCAGCUACUUCUACUUGGUUUGUUUUGUCAUUGCAGUUUCAUUACUGUUCUUGCCGAGGAUCCGUACAGAUUCUUCGACUGGAAUGUUACUUACGGCGACAUUUAUCCACUCGGCGUAAAACAGCAGGGUAUUCUUAUUAAUGGACAAUUUCCAGGGCCUGAUAUUUACUCUGUCACCAAUAACAAUCUUAUUAUUAAUGUGCAUAAUAGCUUGCCGGAGCCUUUUCUUAUUUCAUGGAGUGGGAUUCAGCAGAGAAGAAAUUCAUAUCAAGAUGGAGUAUAUGGAACGACUUGUCCAAUUCCUCCAGGCAGGAACUUCACUUACACGUUACAAGUGAAAGAUCAAAUUGGCAGUUUCUUCUACUUCCCAUCUCUUGCAUUCCACAAGGCAGCUGGUGGCUUUGGGGGUAUCAGGAUCCUUAGCAGGCCAUUAAUUCCAGUCCCCUUCCCUGACCCUGCUGAUGAUUUCACUGUUCUUAUUGGAGACUGGUAUAAGACUAACCACACGAAAUUGAAGGCCAUUUUAGAUCGUGGUCACAGGCUUCCUUUCCCAGAUGGCAUUCUGAUCAACGGUCGUGGACCUAAUGCUACAACUUUCACACUCGAACCAGGAAAAACUUACAGGCUUAGGAUAUCCAAUGUGGGGCUUCAACAUUCACUCAAUUUUCGCAUUCAGGGCCACAAGAUGAAGCUCGUUGAAGUCGAAGGGACCCAUACAAUGCAGACAACCUAUUCGUCCUUGGAUGUCCAUGUAGGCCAAUCCUAUUCAGUGUUAGUCACAGCUGAUCAACCAGCUCAAGACUACUACAUUGCUGUCUCAACUCGUUUCACCACCAGGGUCCUCACCACCACUGCCAUUCUUCACUAUAGCAACUCCGCCAAGAAAGUCUCCGGUCCAAUUCCUGGCGGACCGACCACCCAGAUCGAUUGGUCACUUAAUCAAGCUCGCUCUAUCAGGACAAACUUGACAGCAAGUGGACCAAGACCAAAUCCUCAGGGAUCAUAUCAUUAUGGACUAAUAAACAUUAGCAGAACAAUCAAGCUAGAGAGCUCAGCAGCUCAAGUUAAUGGGAAGCAGAGGUAUGCAGUUAACAGUGUAUCAUUCGUCCCUGCUGAUACUCCCCUUAAGCUUGCCGACUACUUCAAGAUUGGAGGCGUUUUUCGGGUUGGAAGUAUCUCAGAUCAUCCAAUUGGCAGGAAGAUGUAUCUUGACACUUCAGUCAUGGGCGCUGAUUUCAGGGCCUUUGUUGAGAUUGUGUUUCAGAACCAUGAGAAUAUCGUCCAGAGCUGGCACCUCGAUGGAUACUCCUUCUGGGUAGUCGGAAUGGAUGGAGGAGUUUGGACACCAGCUAGUCGUGAUCAAUACAAUCUUAGAGAUGCAGUGUCACGUUGCACUACACAGGUUUAUCCCAAAUCAUGGACUGCUAUUUAUAUAGCACUUGAUAAUGUGGGAAUGUGGAAUGUGAGGACUGAAUUUUGGGCAAGGCAAUACCUGGGACAACAAUUUUAUCUGAGGGUUUACUCACCUGUAGAGUCAAUUAGAGAUGAAUAUCCCAUUCCAAAGAAUGCCCUUCUCUGUGGCAGGGCUACUGGCAAAACUACAAGACCUUUUUAAGCAAGCUUCUGCUGAAUUAUACUUUGUAUGACCCUAACUCAGGGUCUUAUUCUUUGCUAUAUAAAUUUGUAUUAAAUUAUUGAAUUUUGGUUUAUAACAAUGGAAUUUCUUUUCUGACAAAUUAAUGAGGAAUUUAAUUUUAUC